CGUCAGUAAUUGGCAGACUGCGUUAACAUGAUGAAGCUGUCUGUGGUGUUCUUGAUGAUGCACUUGUGUUGGCCUGGCUCUAAGGCUGGGAAAGGGUGCCAUGACCCUGAUUUGCUGGAAAGAGCAGAAGUGGCUCUAGAUAGAAUCAAUAAAGAUAGAAAAGAAGGAUAUAUACUAAAACUGGACCGACUUUAUGACUUCAGCAUGGAGCCAAAGGGAGAAAAUUACAACUUCUUCAUGGAUGUGGUGGAGACGAAGUGCCAUGUUCUGAGCAGAAAACCAUUUAAGUCAUGUGAGAUCUAUGGUUCUGUUGGUGUAGAAGUUUAUGGACGCUGUACGAUAUCAAAGGCUCCACAUGACAUGACAACAAGAUACCACUGUGUUCUUUUAAAAGUGAAACCAUCAGCCAUCGUUGGGGUGUGUCCAGAUUGCCCCACAGAUAUAGACUUGGAUUCAAACGAUAUGGAGAAGGUGAAACUGACUCUGCAGCGGUUCAAUUCAGAAAGUGGAUCGCUCAAAUACUUUGCCUUGCUCAAGGUUACGAGGGCAACAAUGCAGUGGGUUGUCGGCCCUUUCUAUUUUUUUGAAUAUACAAUUCAAGAGACCGUCUGCACAAAAUCCAUGACUGAUGUCAACGUUGAUCAGUGUGAAAUGAACAAGUCGGAGUCUGCUAGAGUGGGAUUCUGCAAGGCAUCACACCUAAGUGGACCCCACCUUCCACUCUCUCCUUCGAUCGAUGUAAACUGUGAAAUAUAUGAACCUGACCGCUUGGGUGACAAACCCGAUCCCUUGCUGGGUUCUGUGGAAGUUCGUCCCUCUACUUCCACUUUGCCUCCAAGACUACGACCGAGAAGCAAGAACUGUCCUGGAGAUUCUACAAUUCCCAAGGAGAUGUAGUUCUGAACAUGGCCGACCAAGAAGACUUUUCUGAAAAAAGCAGCACUGCUGUUGAGAUGUUGAAUGUUCAAAAUAAAGAUAAGAAACAUUCCAAAUUGUUCUAA
Molecule: messenger RNA, 1001 nt
Organism: Clupea harengus (Atlantic herring)
Lineage: Eukaryota; Metazoa; Chordata; Actinopteri; Clupeiformes; Clupeidae
Product: fetuin-B-like
Exons: 7
Coding region: 28-897 (289 amino acids)
Source: RefSeq, a predicted model, not a curated record